Entrophospora candida is the source of this 1872-nucleotide messenger RNA. Lineage: Eukaryota; Fungi; Glomeromycota; Glomeromycetes; Entrophosporales; Entrophosporaceae. The record is from the annotation of a GenBank genome assembly.
AUGGAUCGAAACAAUCAAAACAACAAUUUACCUGAUUUUUUUGGUGGUACCUAUGAAAAUUUUCAAGCUUCACUUUACAAAUCAUUCCUAAAUUUUAACACACAACGAAACAAUGAACUACCCACAGCCGAUCUUUCCUUUUAUCGAGCUAUUGAUCCAAGAAUUUCCAGUAGAUUGAAUAAUCUCGCUGACAAAGUACUGGUCAGAAUCAAUCACUUGCUUCAAAGUGCAGAUCUUGCAGGAUUUGAUGGUGUUGGUGAAAUUACCGAAAUAGAUGAAUUCGAUAGUUGGAAUAAAGACAUAAUCUCUUUAACAGAUUCUUUGAUAGAUGCAACAAACUCUUGUCUAGAUGAAUUUACAGGACGAACUAAAAAAAUUGCUGCUCCAUCUGUUCAAUCCACGCCAGUAGUUGCAAAAGUUAUGAAUUCAAGAGAUAAACCCGGUUCCAGUAUUGUUUACGUUAAUAAUAUUAGUCGACCACAAUUAAAAUUUAACAAAAAAGUAGAUAAUUCAGCUUCACCUUUUAUCCCCAAGCUUAUCGAAAAACCAAAUGCCACUGUACCACUAGUGACUUAUAAAGAAGAUGACGAUAUAACAAUGAUACGUCAUCCUUAUGAGUAUGAAAUCAAACAUCUAAAACUUCCUUCUCGCAUGUUUGAAAAGAGUACACCAAUACCUUUUAAGCCUGUCGAAACCACAAAUCGUAUUUGGGUCGAAUCUAAAGAAGAUUUAUUAGCGAUGUGCGAGAAAUUGGAAAAUUCAACAGAAAUAGCCGUGGAUCUUGAACAUCAUGAAUAUCGUUCAUAUCAAGGUUUUACUUGUCUAAUGCAAAUUAGUACAAGAGAUGAAGAUUUUAUAGUGGAUACUUUGGCUUUGAGAAGUGAAUUACAAAUUUUAAACAGGAGUUUUACAAAUCCAGAUAUUGUAAAGAUUUUCCAUGGAUCGGAUCUUGAUGUAUUAUGGUUACAAAAAGAUUUUGCAAUAUAUAUAGUGAAUUUAUUUGAUACAUAUCAUGCGUCAGUUUUAUUAGGGUUACCUCAACAUUCAUUGGCAUAUUUACUUAAAUUAUAUUGUAACGUUGAUUCUAAUAAACAAUAUCAAUUAGCAGAUUGGCGUAUAAGGCCUCUUCCGGUUGAGAUGCUUGAAUAUGCUCGUGCAGAUACACAUUAUUUAUUAUUCAUUUAUGAUACAAUGCGAAAUAAUUUAAUUGAUAAAUCAGAUCCCGAAACUUUAAAUUUAUUAAGAGUAGAAUUGGGAAGAUCUUCAGAAACAUCAUUAAAGACCUAUGAAAAAUUUGGAUACGAUGAAAAUGGCGAAGGACCAAAUGGUUAUAAAAGAUUGCUCGCUAAAUGGAAAACUACAUUUGAUACUCAACAGAUGGAAGUAUUCAAAGCAUUGCACGCAUGGAGAGAUCAUAUUGCUAGAGAAGAGGAUGAAAAGAGGAUGCCAGAUGAACCAAGAGAUUUGGUUGCAUGCUGUAGAACAGUAGUACCACCAAUUGUUCGAAUGAAUCUUAUUGAUUUAGCAAGAUUAAUAUCCGAUUCUAAAAGAAGUAAAGUUUUAUUAUCAAGCAUAUAUGAUCAACCAGCACAACCUAAUGAAAUAGACGAUCAAACUAAAAAAGAGUCAACGUUGAUGGAUGGAGUUGAAUUCAAUGAAGCAUCAAAAAUGAUAACAGACACAACAAGUAUGGAUGAGGAUUCGUCAAGUAAAGAUAUAAGUAAGCAUAUAUCGGAAAGAUCAAUAUUAUUUGGAAAUUAUCUUGACGAGGUUGAUAUACAAAAUGAAAAUAUGGAAUUAGUAAAAAGAAUAGAAUCAAGUUUUGAUUUUUCUUUACCAAUUCCAAAAAAAAUAACAUAUCCAAAUCAAUAA